AUCAUUCAUUAUGUUCAUGUUCAUUGUUAAAAGUGCUAUACAAAUAAAAUUUAAUUGAAUUGAAAUAAAAUUUGUAUUACCCAAAUGGAGUCUAGCAAAUGUAAAAUAUUUAAUGUCAUUUUUUCCAUUAAUUUAUUUCUAUUUAAUCGCUUAUUCAAUUUAAUCAAUGUAACAUAUAAUUGAUAUAUCUCAAGAAAAUCACUGAAAAAGAAUUAUUUCUGGCACAGAUCGGGUAGCGUCAACAGUGGUGAACCGGUGACAGGGUCAUGGGCGGUCAAGGCUCAUUGAUGCACGUGGGGAGAGAAGGCUGGCCCGUGUGAUCCGAUCCAACAGACGAGCUACUGUUGCUCAAACUGCUGAAGAAAAUAAUAAUUAAUGCUAAUAAUUAAUAAUUAAUGCUGGUUCUGAUAGAAAGGGGUCAGAAUACACAGUGCAGGACAGUUUGUUGUGUAUGGAGCCGCAAAGCCACAGGCCAGUCAGAUGCCCGUGCUGACCCCUUUACCGCCGAAAGCACCAACAAUGAACACGUGAGCAUCAGAACUGGACCACGGAGCAAUGGAAGAAGGUGGCCUGAUCUGAUGAAUCAUGUUUUCUUUUACAUCACGUGGAUGGCCGGGUGCAUCUCCUACCUGGGGAACACAUGGCACCAGGAUGCACUAUGGGAAGAAGGUUUCUAUAGAGCGCUAACCUGUCACAGAAGGUUCGGUGACGUCACAGGGGAUCUGACGUGAGGGGUCUAAACCCGACUUCUGGUCAUUUACUGCAUGAUCCACAUUACACCAGAUAUAUAAAAAAAGAAGAUGGGAAAUUCCCAGACACAUGAAUCAAAGAUAAGUGAGGAGAGGAGAAGUAGCAGAUGUGGACCUGCUGGAGUGUCCACUCCGGACCCCGGAUCUGACCAGAGACAGCGGUGUUUCAGAGACAUUUUGGACCUGGUUCUUCAGCUGAGUGAUGAGGAAUGGAAAGCCGUGAGCAGGGACAUGGAGAAGGAGGUCUCAAGGUUUGAGUUUGUGGCUGCUUGCACUAAAAUUGUGACCACAGUGUCGUCUGCUGUCGUUCGACGUUUAAUGAUACCUCUCAGUGAAAGCUUCGGGAUCGAGGCGAUUCUGGAGGCCAACGACAAACUGAAGAAAAUGGCAAAGUUGAAAUUGAGCAAGUGCUCUUCCUCAGACGCCUCAGCUCAAAGUUCCCCUAUGGAGGCGUCUGACUUCAUCUGUGAGCUCUCUCAGAGAAUCGUCACGGAAAUUAAAAGUGCGAUGCUGGAGGCGAUCCGGAGUAUGGCAUCAGGACCGAGGCCGAGCUGCUCCGCGAGGGCUUCAUCACCUGCAGGAGAUCUGAUCUCACCACUAGAUGAUCUCAGCAUCGCAUGCACUAAUGAGAUCUGUGAAAGGAUCCUGGCUCUGUACCAUUCUGAAGAAGGUGUCAGACCUAGAGGAGAGACAAGUUCAAGAACAUCACUAAAGUCUCACCAGGAGGUCAAUGGGAUAAUGAAAGGCUUGGAAGAAGUUGUCUCCAUCAGCAGGUCCUCUUCCUGGUUUACUGUAUCCUCAACCGUAUCCUCAACAGUCACCUCCACACCUGAACCUGAAGUGAUGACCCCUGAUGAUGCUUCAUCACCUCCUCAGGCUGAGAGACCUUUCAGUGAACAGUUUUUGAGCAAAGCAUCACAAGCAAUCAGUGAAGUUCUUCUAAAAACGGAACAAAAAGUCGCCGCCUCAGUGUUGCCCCAAACAUCCACCCCUGCCUCCACUGAACUGAACUUCCUCAUAGAGCUGGUCAAGAGCACAGCCACGGAAAUUCUGCAGAAGUUAUUUUUUAUACUUGUACAAUCACUGCAUGAACAUUUGUCAGGUGUCAGCAGCAGCAAUGCGAACCAGUCUGGACCAGAACAUGAGCAGAUGUUCCUCUCUGAUGCUCAAACAAUCCACAUGGACAUCCACAAGCAGGUGUUCACAUUCAUCUGUGAGCGGCAGCAAGCCGUUUUAGAGAAAAGAAACUGUCUCUUGGACGUCUGUUCUGUAGCUGCUAGCGAGCUUGAUGUCAGCGCAGAAAACACUCGAGAAUCUGCUGCUGAUGAACUGUUCCUCGAGGCCACUAAUGCUGCAAGUGACAUCCUGGAGAAGACGCUAUCUUCACACGAUUCCACAGUGAAAAGCUCAGGAUCCAGCACAGUGACGCCAUUGAUGGAGAUGGAUCUGGAUCAUGUCGUCUCUGAUAUCGUAAACAAGGUGAUCAAUGGAGUAGCUCUUGAGGUCAGAAAAACUGCAAUGAAAACCAGACAGGAAGCUCAGGUCUGUGAUGCUGAUCUUCACUCAGCUCCUGACUCAAAGAGCUCCUCAGGCUUUUCUGCUCUGGAAAAAAGUGUGGAGCAGGUUAUAGAUGCAGAGAGGAAGCCUCUGCCUUCAGCCCCAAACAGGUCAUACAUUUCUCAGCAUUUUUUCACUGUGGUGCGCGAUCGGUUGAAGGCUUUCUUCACUUCCUUAACUGCUGCUGAUGAUAAAAGUGAUGAGGAUCAAGUCGUUUCCAUCUACAUCAGUGAGGACGGCAUGGUUCAUGAGCUAAAAGAGCCGGAUGUUAGCCAGAAUUUAAAGGAUCCUUUUCUGGAGAAAAGUUACAAGAUCUUAAAACCUGUCCAUUUUCCCUCUGAUUUCAUUGACAAGUUGGAAGAGGAGCAGAAUGUGCUGUAUGCUGGGUUGAGUGAUGGGAGUGACUGGAGUGACUGGAGUGAUUGGAGUGAUGGGAGUGAUGGACAUGAUGGGAGUGAUGGACAUGAUGGGAGUGAUGGACAUGAUGGGAGUGAUGGGAGUGAUGGACAUGAUGGGAGUGAUGGACAUGAUGGGAGUGAUUGGAGUGAUUGGAGUGAUGGACAUGAUGAGGAUCAGGAGAAGAAACAGAAGCCUAGAGUUCACUUCGAUGUGAAGGGGAUCCGGCCGAGUGCGUCCACUCCUACAGAUGUCCACUACGCUUCAGACGGACAAUCGAGGACCUCGCGGACGCUCUUCAAGAACACUUGCAGAACGCUGGGCAGGAUCUUCUCCAACAUCUUCAAGACCUUUACCUGCUGCUUUAUCCCUGACACCGCUCUGUAAACUGGUCAGAGUGACCAUUAACCAAGUUACCAUGGUAACAGACAGCAGCGAAAGAAAUACAACUAAAUCAGGGGUACUCAAAUAUAAAUUUGAAAGGUCCACUUACCAAAUUUCCAUUCAGUCCAAGUUCCGGAAAAGUGACGGUCAAAUUCCAAAUAGAGAACUCCAACAAAAAAAGGUAAUCCCCAAUACUUUCGAACUAUACACAAACGACAUGGUAGGCCUUUUAGUGUGAAAGGUGACACCUUCUUUGCGCCACCAGUUGUUUAAACCUGGGCAUAAUAGGUGUGAGGGCCAGGCGGAGGCACUGAUGUAAGUGUUCAUUGGUGAGUGUGCUGCGGUAUGUGUUUUUCACCAUGUUCAUGGUUGAAAAGCCAGAUACACAGCAGUACAUUGAGGGAAACAUGGUGAGAAUUUGAAGGGCCAUCUUCUGCAGGAGAGGAACACCUGCUGCAGUAACCAUCUUUGUCCAGAAGGUGGCAAGGUCACUGAGAUUCCUGCAGUGCUAGGUUUUCUUGGAACUCAAUUAGCUCUGUUUGCAGAGAAGCAGCACUGGCCCAUGGGAAGACUUUCGUGGCUUCAUUUGAGAAUUCUGCAAUAUUUUUGACAAGAAAUGAAUUUUCGAUGCACAGCAAGACUUGUUUUCCCAGAGGGAAAUCUUCAAAGUGAGUUUGGAAAUUUUUAAUCAGCUUGUCCAGGAAUUCAGCAUAAUUGUGAUUAUGAUGUUUUCCUGCAGUCUGAUCCAAAAAUCUUGGGAAGUGAAGCAGGUCCUGCUGUAAGUCACAUUUGAACACCUCCAGUUUCCUCUGGAAAGCACGGACAGCUGACAUGAGGUCACACACUGUGCUGUUUUUGCCCUGGAGAUUCAUAUUAAGGUCAAUGAUAUGGGAAGUAAUGUCAGUUAGAAAAGCAAGAAUUUCCAUUUCCUCUUCAUUCUUCAUGAAAUCCACAAACGGUUUGGCUUUUGCACUCUUCUGAUCCAACAGAAAUGUCUCCAGCUCUUCCCGCAGUGCCCAAAACCGCUCCAGUACCUUACCUUUACUAUGCCACCGGACAUUGUUGUAAAGGAGCAAAUCAUCAAAUGUUGCAUUCACCUCUGUUAGAAAUGAGCGCAACAAACGAUGUUGCAGAGCAGAGGAUGCUCUCAGAUAGUUGACAAGUUUCAUGACUGUUGUCAUGACUUCUGAGUACCUUUCUCCAAGGCUGGCACACAAAACCAUCUGGUGAAUUAUGCAGUGGUAUGCCAUGAGGUCAGGGUGGUGAAUUCUCAAGUGUGACACUAAUCCCCUCUCUUUCCUAAUCAUACAUGGCACGGCAUCAGUAGCACUGGAAACAACAUGCUUCAGGUCUAUCUCUCUGUCUCUAAGCAUCUGUGUCACUGCUUCAGAAAUGUCAUCCCCCCUUGUGUGUCCAUGGAGGUUUGUGAGACCCAAAAUAUCUUCAUGAAAUUCUCCCUUUUCUUCAACAAAAAAUCUGACAAAGACCAAGAGUUGUGCAUUGUCUGUGUUGCCUAUGGAUUCAUCCACAGCCAAUGAAAUGAAUUUGGCUUUUUUAUAGCAGAGCUAAGUUGUUCAAGCAAAUCACCAACAAGUAUUUCAGUUCCUCUUGCAACAGUGGAAUCAGAACAGGGUAUUUGGCUUAUUUUCUGGAUUAUUUCAUCCUUUCGAGUCCCUUCAAACAGAGCAGUCACCACUUCACUCAUACACGUCUUGACUAUUUCAGCAUCAGAGAAGGGUUUCUUGUGUUUUCCCAGGACCCAUGCUACUCUUAGUGAGGCUUCCGUUGCCCGCUCCUGUUGUGUGGCUGAUCUAACUAUUACACUGCUUGUAGCUUCAUAGGAUGAUUUCAGCUGGUUUAUUUUUGUGGUCCUUACCUCGUAAUUUUGUUCAAAAUGUGCAUGCUUGGUUUCAUAACGGCGUUUCACGUUACCACUUUUGAUGAUUGCUACCGUCUCGUUGCAGAUUAAACACAUUGGUUUUCUGCUUCCCACGGGGAGCAAAAAUGCAUAUUUUUCUGUCCACUCACUCUUAAACUCGCAGUUUUCAAAAUCAACUUUUCUUUUCUUAUCAACGGCCAGCUUUGAGCCCGCCAUUUUCACUUUCAGUCAGCAAAAAAAAAAAAGUCAGUUAUUGAUACUUGCACUGCUCGCAAACGAUGAGACUGUCUGUUCACCUGCCUGGCCCAGAGAACGUGACCGGUAGAUAAAUCUGGCUGCCAUGUGUGAGUGAGAGAGUGAGUGAGUGAGUGAGUGAAUAGUGGGGACGUUGCUAUAGCGAUGCUGUUACAGCUGCUAUGAUUGGACAUAGAUGAAGCAGCCAAACCGAGUAGAAGCCUCAAAGAUAUAUAGCGUGGAAUCACAAUUGCGCACUACAUUGAGAACUCAUUUGGAUUUUGAUUAAAUUAGCAUGUUGGUUUUGGCGUCAGUCCAGAUUUAACCGUGUCUGGGUCUGGAAGCAGACUGCACAGUCCGCCUAUUGAGUACCCCAGAUCUAAAUGAACAAAUAAAGAAGUAAAAUGGCUUUGUGUGUAUUGGAUUAUUCUAAUAAUGUGUUUUUUUCUAUUAAAAUUUUAUCUUUAAAUUG
Molecule: messenger RNA, 5671 nt
Organism: Hemibagrus wyckioides
Lineage: Eukaryota; Metazoa; Chordata; Actinopteri; Siluriformes; Bagridae
Exons: 8
Coding region: 801-3089 (762 amino acids)
Source: RefSeq, a predicted model, not a curated record